GUUUUUCAUGAGCUCGUUUUGGGAUUUGCUGGUCGGUGACAUGCCUCCCUCCGCCUGGCUCCUUAUAGCACCGGCCCAGGGAGGUAGGAAUUCUAGCCGAGUGGUACGGACAUCGCCGACAGAGACCGCAAACACAGAGCACUCCCUUUAAACACGGUCUUAUGACCGAGAACCCACUCAAUCAGCUGUAUACGCAAGAAGCGGACGAACGUUGUACCCAUACCCGGACUGAAGAGGUUAGAGGGAGGUACGCGCACCACAUCUCUCGCGGAGAUUGCGUUAGUGGACUUUAGAGAGCACCGGAUAUUUAGAGAUAACUGUUUGGAAUUGGGACGCAGUCGACACACAAUUCUAACCUUUUCCUAACCGUCACCCAGGUGAGUGUCGUGCAUAUGUGCAGUGAACCUGUAUUCCUCUGGACCCCCUCUGACGUCAUCAUCUAUAUUUGAUAUUUGACCCUGCUCCCCAAAGGCCAUGUGUCGCCUGUCGAUGACCUCACUGUUUUUCUGCUUCUGGUUGGUGGAGAUGAGUCAGUGUGACGCCUUCAGCCUACAGGAAACCAUGGGACAGCUGCACACAGAUUUCGCUGUCAGCCUCUAUCAAACGCUGACCGAGACAGAGAACAACUCCAACCUGAUUGUGUCGCCGACGAGUGUCUCGCUGUCCUUGGGCCUUUUGCAGCUGGGCGCCCGUGGCAACACACUUGCGCAACUGGAAGAGGCGCUGGGAUACGACAUCAAUGACAUGCAUGUGCAGGAGUUCCUGUCGCGGUCGCAGGGGGACAGCGGUAAUUUCAGUCGCGGGGUGCAGCUACGUCAGGCCUCCGCCCUAUUCGUCCAAAGUGGUGUACAGCUCCUUCCUGUUUUCACCCAGCGUGUAGCAGCCUUGGGCAAAAGCAGCCUGAUCCGAGCCAACUUCAGCCAGGCGAACCACACCCGCGACCAGCUGGAACAGUACGGACACAACCAAGGCGGUGGUGAGCCCCUCCUGGCCAGUGGCAGUGGGGAGCUGUUUGGGUCCGGCGAGGCCCAAGGAGAGGCUUCAGGGUGGGGUCGACGGUUGCAGAUGGCCCUGGUCAACACGGUGAAUUUCCGGGGAGUGUGGCAGAAACAGUUCCUGUUCACCGACACGCAGAACCUUCCAUUCACCCUUUCAGAUGGCAAAACCAUCAAGGUACCCAUGAUGUACCAGGCUACCGAGGUCAACUUCGGCCAGUUCCGCACACCAUCAAACCAGCGCUACACCGUCCUGGAACUACCGUACUUUGGACGCUCCCUCAGCCUGUUAGUGGUGUUGCCCAGUGAGAGGAAGACACCUCUGUCCUUGCUUGAAUCCCAACUCACCCCCCGCGCUGUGGCCGCCUGGGACACUGGCCUCCGCCGAACCAAGAUGGACGUUUUCCUCCCGAGGUUUAAAAUGCAGAACAGGUUUAACCUGCGGACAGUUCUUCCCUCUAUGGGGGUCAGUGACGCAUUCAACCCAAUGGCAGCAGACUUCACAGGCACCUCAGCAGAGGAGGGCCUGUACGUGUCCGACGCUUUCCACGAGGCUAGGAUAGAGGUGACAGAGGAUGGGACCAAGGCAGCGGCUGCCACAGCUAUGGUGCUCCUGAAGCGAUCCCGCGCCCCCGUCUUCAAAGCAGACCGACCGUUCUUCUUCCUCUUACGACAAGUUAGCACAGGAUCUAUUCUAUUCAUGGGACGUUUGGUGAAUCCAGCUGACCAGGCAUCGUAGGUACUCUUUUCUUCAACCACCCAGCCUUCCUUUCACCUCCGUACCUUAACCCGGGUGUUUCGCAAAAAAAGCGUGUUCCGUUUUGCCUGACCACUAUAAGCUGGCUCCCAUCACCAUGAAGCGUUGGGUGUUUGAAACGAGCUGUAUAGCGCUAGGAGAAAAACACAAAUUGGAACCAGGAAACACUGUCUUACGCAACUCUUUGACCAUCCUUACCAGUAUUUAUUGGGGACCAACAAGAGGUUCCAGACUUCAGGAACAGGGACAAUAUUUUUGUACAUAUUUGUAAAUAAAAUUUUAAUACAUUUGUGUUUUGCA
Molecule: messenger RNA, 2052 nt
Organism: Esox lucius (northern pike)
Lineage: Eukaryota; Metazoa; Chordata; Actinopteri; Esociformes; Esocidae
Gene: serpine3
Product: serpin peptidase inhibitor, clade E (nexin, plasminogen activator inhibitor type 1), member 3
Exons: 7
Coding region: 475-1734 (419 amino acids)
Biological process (GO): negative regulation of endopeptidase activity
Molecular function (GO): serine-type endopeptidase inhibitor activity
Source: RefSeq, a predicted model, not a curated record